AGGGGAAGACGACGAAGAAGAAGGAGGAGGCGGGGGGAAUCAGAAGUUGCCAGCAUGGCGUUUACACUCUAUUCACUCAUCCAGACUGCUAUUUUGUGCACAAAUGCCAUCGCCGUGUUGCACGAAGAGAGGUUUCUCAGCAAAAUUGGAUCGGGCGUGGACCACGGAGUGUCAGGUUUUGGAGAUGACCCAGGAAUCAAAGCCCAAGUCCUGAAUCUUAUUCGCUCUGUCCGAACUGUCAUGCGAGUGCCUCUUAUCAUCGUGAAUUCGGCCUCCAUCGUGCUGCUGUUGCUUUUCGGGUGACGACGGAGCAGGAAAGACAAACUGCGGGGCCAAGCAACGAUCUUUCACACACAUUCAUGCUUGUUUUCCCAGGUGACAUUAAGGUAAAAGUGCAUUUCCAAAAACCUGUCAGUGUUACGUUUCAGCAGAAUCUGUAGUUAUGAUUUGUAUUUGUAAAGCAAGAGGCUCAAAGUGCCACAUUUUUGUUUUAGUUAUGAUAUUUGUUAUGUGAUGUUACACUAAUAACUAUUUUCUUCGUCACCUAGGACACAAACGCUAAGAUGUGGACGUUUUGCUGAUAGUUUAGCAUAUAUCGACCUACAUUGGAUUCAUUGUAGCAUCUUUAAUGUAUACAAAUGUAUGAAAGUGGCCCCCCGCCCCACAUCGUGUCAUUUUCCUCUGUUGCUCUACACUUGAUGGCAUCUAUUUGACGUUCAUCAUGAAGGCAGCUUUUAAAGAGUUGUGCCAAACGUGCUUCUGUUUAUAUCACCUUAAUGUUGCAAUGUUCUUCUCAAAAUAAACCUUUUCUUUUUUUUUAAAUGUCAUAAUCCAAUCUCUUUUCUCUUUCUCUGUUGUAAAUAUUUGAGCUCCACGUCGAAACACCCCCCCCGCUGCUCCACUUCCCUGGUAA
Molecule: messenger RNA, 913 nt
Organism: Dunckerocampus dactyliophorus (ringed pipefish)
Lineage: Eukaryota; Metazoa; Chordata; Actinopteri; Syngnathiformes; Syngnathidae
Gene: ier3ip1
Product: immediate early response 3 interacting protein 1
Exons: 3
Coding region: 55-303 (82 amino acids)
Biological process (GO): endoplasmic reticulum to Golgi vesicle-mediated transport
Cellular component (GO): endoplasmic reticulum membrane; Golgi membrane; COPII-coated ER to Golgi transport vesicle
Source: RefSeq, a predicted model, not a curated record